AAUUUCUCCACUCCACUCCUGCCAGUUUCUCCGUCACUUCUUCCGUUAAAAGUCUGCUGUUUUUCUAACCUGGAUCUGUUAGCACCAGUAAGGAUGGCAAUGGAGAAUUACAGGCACUUUUUGUUUUUCCUUAUCACGUCCAUAUUAAUUGGUUUCUUGUCGAUUCUGUUCGUAUUAAUAUGGGUUUUUCAGUGGAGAGAGGGACUUGCAUGGGACGGAGGUCUUGCAGAAUUCAACUGGCAUCCAGUUCUUACUGUGACGGGGUUUAUUUUCAUUCAGGGGAUCGCCAUCGUUGUUUACAGAUUACCCUGGACCUGGAAGUGCAGUAAACUCAUGAUGAAGUUCAUUCAUGCUGGCUUACACACUGUGGCCUUUGUUCUGGCUGUCAUUUCUCUGGUGGCAGUAUUUGACUUCCAUAACUACAAGAGCAUUCCCAACAUGUACAGUUUACACAGCUGGAUUGGAUUGAUGGGUGUGGUGUUCUACACUCUCCAGCUUGUUCUAGGUUUAUGCAUAUUCCUGUUUCCCAUGACUCCUGCUUUCAUCCGAGCUGCUUUCAUGCCCAUACAUGUCUACAGUGGUCUUCUGAUCUUUGGGACAGUUAUUGCCACGGCCCUGAUGGGAAUCACAGAAAAGCUUUUUUUUGCACUAAAAAAUCCUGCCUACAAAGACAGCCCUCCCGAGGCUGUGUUCAUCAACACGCUGGGUCUGCUAAUUGUGGUCUUUGGAGGCACCGUGCUCUGGAUGGUGACCCGGCCAUCUUGGAAGCGUCCCGGUGAGGAGGCCUCUACCUUCAAACAGGACGGGAGAGUAUCCAGUGUCACUGAGAAUGAACUAAACCUGAAUUCCUUUGAUAAAGCUACCAUGGAGUCCAGCAGUGAGCCGUGGAAGAGAAAACUCAAGCUGGAAGAAACAGGGCUGAGGUCAACCAUGUGAGAUCAAGGACACUGCUCCCAUAAUAGAUGUUGAGGGAAUGGUGGGGCAGUGUGUUCUUAAAGGGAAUUGGACUUGGGCUGUGUUCACACUGAGUUUUUUAGUGGGUUGGCUCCGAACGCAGUCUGGUUUGGUUUACUUGCAGUGUAGUGUGAACAAAAAAGUUAAGUUGGCAAACAAACCAAACUGAAGAGGUGGUCUCGGUUCAUUGAACAAAUGAACAACAGGAAACAAAACAUACACAUUGAUCUUUGUAGCUAGAUGAGGAAAAAGUGAACACUCCUCGUUUUUUUGUUUUUUUUUUGUGUAGUUGGUUGUUAGUGUUGCAUGUCUUGUAUCUGGUAUUCUGCAAAAAUAAAAAGUAUAGUUUGGUCAAACAAUUAUAUGGAGAGUGAAAGAAACAGGGACGCUUUUAGAAAUUCAGUCAGACACCAAAAUCCAGGCAGAACUUGACAAAGAGAAAGCUCUCCCUCCAGCUUCUGUACACAUGCUGACAAUAAAUAUAACCCCCCCCCCCCCCCAGUCACUGUCGUCUUAAAAAUAUACCGAGAUGUAUUGCAGGCAGUGGAAACAUCCACUCUACUAAUAGUUGAAAAAAUGACAGUGUAAACACAAAUUAACACGUACAUUAACGCAUCCAGGUAAGUGUGAACAGCAAGCAAAUUGAUUCAUUGUUUUAAACCAAAGGAACUGAACUGAGACAGCUUGUAACUAACCCAAUGUGAACACAACCUUAUUUGAAGUAGCUGUGUAAAAAUGAACCAUGCCAGAUUUCUUCAUUAGCUUUUUAUUUUAUAUAUUUUAUGUAAACAUUUGCAACACUUAUGCCCUUUUUUGAGUGGCUUUCUUUUCAAGGCAUAAAAACUGACGCUCACAAAUUUGAAAAGCAAGGAUUCACUAUUUAUAUCCCUCCUAAAGAUUAAAAUGUAACAAUAUAUUUUAAGACAGUCACAUUUCUGAAUGGUUUUGGAUUGAUUUAACUCUUUCAACACUGCAGUCCUGUAUACAGGAAACUGUGUCAUUAUUUCAUGCUGCCAAAAACAUACCAGCACAGUUCUUGAUAGUUUUGUUGUGUGGUACUAAAAGCUGUUACAAGGAUAACAGUUGUGUAAUGCAAUGCAAUCCCUGGGUUAGUGCUCAAAGAGUAAAUAUCAAGUAUGGCUGUACUAGAAUGGUAUUUCUUGCACGCCGACUCCCUCUGGUGGCUGAGACUUUAAUAUACAUGGUUUAUUAUUCUGUGUACACAACCCCUUCAAUUUUCUUAUUGCCAAAUUCAAGAUGCCAUUUAGAAAAAAAAGAAUAUGUUUGUACUUUACAUUAUCAUUAAGAGAAACUGAUUACUGGGACGCGAUCAGGAUUGAAUACAUAUAAAAUAUGAACGUAGGCAUCAGCAGGUGCUUAUUUUGCCACAGCAUUUAGCAUAAUUGCUUAACAUAGUAUUUUUAAUAAACUAAUAUAAAUAUUUUUACAUAUUGUCUUACUUUUAAUUAAAACAUACACUUAUGUAAUUGAUUCAUUUAAUACAAAUCGGUGUUUAAGUGUCUACUUUUGUGAAAUUAGAAGUAGAGUUAUCAAGUAUAAUGAAAUUAAUUGUAGUUAAAAAAAAAGGUUACUUUUCUUGACAAGAAGGUGGUGAUUAAGCAUCUUUAUAUGAAAUGUUUACAGCUUGUUUAAGUAAACAGAUUGUAUGUUUACUUGAAGUGAUAGCUUUACUUUGAAAUGGUAAAAUGUAAUUUAAAGAAACAUUUGGAUAAUUUCGUGUUUUUCACUUGUUAGUAUCUUGUAGUGAGGACUGUAUUAUGUAUUGCUAUAUUAUUCUAGUAUAAUGUACAUUUUAUCAUUGUACUGGUACUAGAUUUACAUGUCCUGCAAUAUUAAAUUCAUAAACAAUU
Molecule: messenger RNA, 2825 nt
Organism: Acipenser ruthenus (sterlet)
Lineage: Eukaryota; Metazoa; Chordata; Actinopteri; Acipenseriformes; Acipenseridae
Product: plasma membrane ascorbate-dependent reductase CYBRD1
Exons: 4
Coding region: 94-936 (280 amino acids)
Cellular component (GO): lysosomal membrane
Molecular function (GO): oxidoreductase activity
Source: RefSeq, a predicted model, not a curated record